AUGUCUAAUCCUUCCGCAAUCACUCCGGCUGCGACUCCCGUGACUGGCUACAUGAACAGUUUGUUUGAAGAAUCAGAGGACCGGGUCGGAGACAAGCAACGAUCAACCUGCCUCAAGCAAGCCCCCUUAUUGCGUGUGGGCACUGCGGCUCGUGAUGCUUUUGAUCAGAAUAACCUGAUGACAUUCAAGGUCCGAUUCAAAAUUUAUACCGAUACGGAGGUCAACAUCAAUGCUCCGAAUCAGAGCACCCCCAAAGUUGGGGCUAGUAAGAAGGUACCGGAGUCUUCUAAACUUAAUCUGAUUGAUUCUAAAGCAAUCAACGCUGGCUACCUCAAAACAAAAAUUUGCGUGUUUGGAAAAAGUUUGAAUGAGUUCAAGGAACUUGUGGCUGGAGCUUGUGAAAAGUACGAGGCUGGUAUGAAAAAUGUAAUUCUCAAUAGUCAUUUCUUGCCUGACCUAAAGUGGAAAGCCACCAUUGGGCGGAUCAAGUCAGUUCUCACCAAUUUUGAUCAAUGGCAAAAUUUGGUCGACGCUCUUGAGAAGUCUACCAAGAAAAUGUGUACUAUUUUGAUUGAAAAUGAGAAUGUGCAAGUUAAAGCAAAAGAUAAGGCAAGCAUCCGCGACUAA
Melampsora larici-populina 98AG31 is the source of this 627-nucleotide messenger RNA. RefSeq lists its product as uncharacterized. The transcript is spliced from 3 exons. The record is from RefSeq and is a predicted model, not a curated record. The coding region runs from base 1 to 627 and encodes 208 amino acids. Lineage: Eukaryota; Fungi; Basidiomycota; Pucciniomycetes; Pucciniales; Melampsoraceae.